Molecule: messenger RNA, 3353 nt
Organism: Chilo suppressalis (striped riceborer)
Lineage: Eukaryota; Metazoa; Arthropoda; Insecta; Lepidoptera; Crambidae
Source: the annotation of a GenBank genome assembly
GUAGUAAAUGGGAACUCAGAUCUAACUAUCAGACAGGUAUGGUACAGCAUCUAAUCGAAAUAUUAAUUUGUCUAAAGAUAAAAAGGGUUUAUUAUUUUCUGCUUUUCAGUUUUUUCGGCAGUUUAAUUUUUGUUAUUUUUAUUUACCCUGUUACCAUCCCUAUUAAAUGUUGUGUUUUAUGAUGUGUUAUGAUUUUAUUUUGUAAAAAAACCGUUUAAAAUUGUUUUAAUAAUUGACUAUUAAUUAUGCAUUAAAAAUCAAUUUUAUUUUUUUCCCUUGCAGUGUGCGUUGAUUCCAAGACGCGCCAUAAGGAAUAUUAGAUCAAUAUGAUGCCGUCUUUGCUUCCGAUUUCGUUGCUAGGGAUCUUUCUCAGCUGUGUACAAGGGAAAUGGAUCGAAGGCAGAAUUAACACGAAAGAGGAUUGGGCGUUUCUAGCUAGAUUUUGCUUCUUGUCCAUAGACGGGCAGUUCGAAUACCUGAUAGAGUAUGACAAGAACAUGGGCACCCCGAACCUGCUUUUGUAUUACGAUGAUGAAAAACAGUGGCCCGCUGUUUACCAUAGCCGGAUGAGUUGCAAAGAGCGUGAAGCAGUCCUGAAUAAAGCUGGACAAAACCAAAUAAUCAAACUGUCCCACUGGUAUCCGGACACGGAAUACUCGGGCUGCGUACUCACGCAAGCGAAUAAAGAGUUGCCAGCUUCAAAAAGCACAUCUACAACAUUAAAACCUACAACUAUACAUUCAGUUGUACCCGUAAAAAAUACUACUAACAACACUAAAAUACAACCACCCGUUGACCCCAAUUACUACAAUAAAUUCUUAAAAACUACCACACCAAAGCCGAAAUCUACCACUGCUAAUGUAAAUUCUACCACUUGGUACGAAUUGUUGCCAACUGGCGACUUGAAUUUUACUACUAUUAUACCCGAUGAUGAAGUUGACUUGUGGGAGAGUAUUGGCCCGGAGCGAAACGAUACACAGUUUGGAAAUUUAAAUUUAAAAGAUGUUGAAAUCCUAUUUGAAAAUCAUGUCAAUGGAACUAACAAAAUAAAACGCUCGACUUCAGAACUUUACGAACGCUUUCGUCGACGUCGCCUCAACUCCGCUUCCGCCAGUCAUGCCAGUAAAAGCGAUAACACAGAAAGGAUGUUGGUGAUCUGCCACAACUCUAGACGGUUCAGAUCCGCGAGGGAAAGAUGGUGGUUCAUAGCCAUCAGUAACUGCGACUCUACUAAGGGAUUGGACGUCAAAUACAAAUUCUUGAUGACAAACGGACCGGAGGGUGACUUCUGGCAUGAACAUUUCUCGGCAGACGAAUUCUAUGUUCUUCCAGUUCUACUCGCCUACACAUUUGCCUACGUAAUAGUAAUGGUGGCGGCCGUGAUGUGUAGCGUAGAGUUACGUUCGCGUCAUCUCUUACAUGCUACUUACAAGUUAUUCCUUAUAUCUGGGUUGGCACAACAAGCGGGAGCGAUGUUACAAGCCCUCGCUUACAUAAAAUACGCUUCUAGUGGAGUCAGACCUCAAGGGUUAAAUACUACUGGACAAUUCCUCUGCAGUGUAGCGGAGACAACAUUCCUCCUGCUUCUGAUAUUAAUGGCUAAAGGAUACACUAUAACUAGAGGGCGCCUCAAAGUCGGCUUCACCGUCAAACUGACCAUAUUCAUGUGCUGUUACAUAGUCACAUACAUGAUACUCUUCAUAUAUCAAGCUAAGGAGUUUGAUCCGGGCGAAGUAUUGUAUUUGUACGAGAGCCCAGCGGGUUACGGCUUGAUUGUUCUACGCGUUCUGGCGUGGUGUGUGUUCGCUUACUCUACCUUCUUCACCGUCAAGAAGUACCCGGAAAAGAAUGCCUUCUACUGCCCAUUCUCCAUCUGCGGUACACUAUGGUUCUACGCGGGACCACUUUUUAUACUCACAGCCAAUUCAUAUAUAGACAAAUGGGUGAGAGAAAGCGUCGUUAUUGCAGUAUUGAUGUUUAUAACGUUCAGUGGACACAUUAUGUUUUUACUAUUAACAUUGCCGGUUUUUGCAAACAAGAAUUUUCCAUACCAUGUAAGGACGACGCAAGUGGGGGUUAUGGAGGUGACCGGAAGCUCCGCACUGGAUGGUUUUGGACCAAACCCUUACCACCCGAGUAACGGUGCAGCACAGACUGUUAUCAUCCCUCUCACAAGAAGAACAGAAGAGUUAAUAGGCAACAUGUACAGUCAAUACAUGGCCUCGGCACCCCCGCUUUCAUUAGAGAACGGAACCCCAAAACUCAACGGUGUGCCAAAGAGCAUAGACUCAAUAUCACCCCAGAACGGAAUAUACAAACAGGACAGCACAGAAACAAAUGUUUCGGACGACAUAAAACCAAUACUCAACGACAAAGACGCAGGAAUUUUCACUGUGGAAAGUCAAAUGUCGAAAAUAGAGACUGUAUUGCCAGUUCCGGUCGAAAAAACGGUGUUGCCGCACGAAAAUAAUUCCCCCAAAAAUGGGGAGCUUUCGAGGGGAGAUUUGCCUAACGUCUUGAGGUCUAGGAGGACUAUUUUGGAGCCGAUAAAAGACCCGCCGGUACCGAAUUGGUCUUUGGCUAAAGGACCGUGCGUUGUUGCUAUGCAGAAGAAAAUUGUCAGCGUAGAUGAAGAUACAGAACCAAAAAUGUGCCUGCCCAACGGCAAAAAAGUGCCCCCCGUAAGGAACGGGUUACAACCGCGCGCCGGCGAGAUUUCAACCAUUCACGAAGGGCGGAUUCAGACAUAUUCGCGUACUGCUGAUUUGUUCAACGCUAGCAGUGGCAAUGGUUGAAACGACACAAAUAAUAUUUUAUUUGAUCACUUUUCUGUUAAUUUAUGACUGAAAAACCGCACUCGACUUCAAUUUAUUAAGUAAGUUUGAAGUUCUCUGCCUCCUAAGAAAAAUAAAGCACCCUCAUGGGAUCCCAAAGUUUAUAAUGACCGUUUAAGAUCAUUUUAUGUCUCAUAUUGAUUAUAUUGAUGAAAUAUUAAAUUAAGUUACAAUGUAUAGAAAAUGUGUAAGCAAAAAAGUGGAACUCAGUAUUAUAAGUUGCGGCUACUUAUUCUGUGCGUCUAAAAUAGCGAGAUUACAUGUUACAAAAUAUAAUGUAAAGAAUACGAUCCACAGUUAUGUUGUUUUUGUAAAAUAUUUCAACAAAAGUCGAUGGCUGUAAAGGUCGGCUCCCUUUGCCUCUCCACUUUUAUAAAACUGGAUAAAUCACACAAAAAAAAACAAGUUUUUGUAAAUAUCAAUUUGUCAAUGUGUGAGUGUGUAUGUGUGUUUCUUUCUAGUCAAGUAGCCAACUUUUUGGAAUAAAACAAUUUCUCAAUAUCAACACUUCGUUUUUAU